CACGCCCCUCAGCGACCGUGACCCCAGCGCGCUCCCAGCGCACGUGCCUGCGGCGGAGGAAGAGGAAGGGUCCGGCUGACCCUCUGCGGGCGGCCAGGCGCGGGCGGGCCCAGGGCGCAUGGAGCGCCGCGGGGGCUGCAGCUCAGCAGCGGCGCCGGGAAGCGCGCACGCGGCACCCCUGGGCCCUGCCCCGCCGCUCCCCUUACUCCCUGUCGGGGGGGUUUUGGCCACUGGAGGCCUUUUGGGGCGCAGAGUCCGCUGCGUGACGGCCCGGCGGGUCCCCUGGAGCACUGCGCGGCUCGGACGAUCCGCAGCGAUGGUUUAGCCCUAAGCCGCGGUCUUCGAGCGCCAAAGGGCAGGUAGGCUCCGUUGGCCCGGAGCUGGUUCGCUGGGUGCGGAACUCCAGUUCCCGCCACGGCCUCGCGGGCCAGUCGGUGUGCCACUCUGCACCUUGACGGCCGCAAGCCUCGGGCCGCCAGCCGGCGUGGAGGCAGUUCUGGCGGAGCCCUGCUCCCGGCGGCAGCCGCGGCGCCACCCUGAUGCCCACGGCCCGCGGUGGGCCCGCCUUCGGCCCCGGGGCCUAGACCGCUGCGCGGCCGCCAGCUCCUCCCCAUGCUACUCGGCGGGCCGGGGCUGUGCGCGUCCCAAGCGGCCGCCGCCGCCGCCGCGCAGAGCGAGGGCGACCACGACAGGCCCGGGGAGCUGUGGCGCUGGCAGCGGGCGACGGGCGAGGACAUGGAUGAGUCGUCGCUGCUGGACCUGCUGGAGUGCUCCGUGUGCCUGGAGCGGUUGGACACCACGGCCAAGGUGCUGCCGUGUCAGCACACCUUCUGUCGCCGCUGUCUGGAGAGCAUCCUGUGCUCGCGCCGCGAGCUGCGCUGCCCGGAGUGCCGCAUCCUGGUAGGCUGCGGCGUGGACGAGCUCCCCGCCAACAUCCUGCUGGUGCGCCUGCUGGAUGGCAUUCGCCAGAGGCCCCGCGCUGGCGCCAGCCCCGGAGGCAGCCCUCCCGCGCCCUCUGGCCCCGGCUGGGGGGCGGCCUCCGAGCUUGCGGGUGGCGGGGGCCGUGCGAUGGGCAGCGCCCCGGGCUCGCCAGUUUUCCCUUUGGAGGCUGGCAGUCCGCACGAGCUGACCACCAGCAGAAACGCGCCCCUGGCAAAGAAUCCUUCCCAGCUUCCCUGUGGCAAAGCCCUCUACAGUUACGAGGGGAAGGAGCCUGGUGACCUCAAGUUCAACAAGGGGGAUGUCAUCAUCCUGAGGCGCAGGGUGGACGAGCACUGGUUCCACGGGGAGCUGCGUGGCGCACACGGCUUCCUGCCCGCCAGCUAUGUGCAGUGCCUCCGGCCCCUGCCGCCCGUCCCUCCCCAGGGCAAAGCCCUAUAUGACUUUGAGAUGAAGGACCGAGACCAGGACCAUGACUGCCUGACCUUCACCAAGGAUGAAAUCCUGACUGUGAUCAGAAGAGUGGAUGACAACUGGGCAGAGGGAAUGCUGGGAGACAAGAUUGGAAUUUUCCCCCUCCUGUACGUUGAGCUCAAUGACUCGGCCAAGCAGCUUAUUGCAAUGGACAAGUUCAGCCCAGCUGUUGUGUCUGACUGCCAUGCCUCGUUACCCUCUGACCCCUGCGCAGUGGCCAGUGUGGCCCCAGGUGCCACUUUAAGCAACACAGGGGCAGUCAGUGCCUUUCAGCAGCGUGUGGACGGCAAGAAGAAUGCUAAGAAACGUCACUCCUUCACCGCAGUCAGCCUGACACACAGGUCCUCGCAGGCUGCCAGCCACAGGCAUUCCGUGGAAAUCAGUGCUCCAGUGCUAAUCAGCUCCAGCGACCCCCGGGCCACAGCCAGGAUCCGGGACUUGGUGCAUGUGUCCUGCAGUGCUCCCACCCAGGACUCCUCUUCUGGAUCCAGCCCAGCAGCUGAACAGCAGGACAUGGCUCCCAAAGGGCAGCUGCCUCUCAAUGUGUACCUGGCGCUCUACACCUACAAGCCCCAGAAGAGUGAUGAGCUGGAGCUGCGCAAAGGCGAGAUGUACUAUGUCCUGGAGAAGUGUCAGGACGGCUGGUUCAAAGGCACAUCCCUGAGGUCUGGGCUCUCUGGGGUGUUCCCAGGAAACUAUGUGACUCCUGCUUCCAGGGCUCCCUUAGGAGGGGCUGGGCCACCUGGAAAUAAUGUGGUUGGAGGGUCUCCACUGGCCAAAGGGAUGGCCACAAGCAUCCAUCCACGCAGUGGGAGUAUGAGCAGCCCUGCCACGGCCCUGAGAGCAGCCCUCCCCCUCACCACACCCCAGGCCCAGCACCAGGCAGCCUCUCUCCCAGUGGGCAGUUGUCUGUGGCACUCAGCAUCCCCAGCGGCUAGCCAGGCCCGGAGCACUGUCCCCACAGCUGCCCACUCCUCUGCUCAGGCUCAGGACCAACCAACCACCAUGGUGUCGCCCCUGUGCACCCAGAACUCCCCGUCCCGCUUGCCCACUGCCAGCCGCAGGCCCCACUCCACGGUGUCCCUGCAGCACCUCCACCAGCCCCCAGUGCAGACCAUUGGUGGCGCCCAGUGCCCCUGGCCAGCCAUCCCACUCACGUCAGCAGCAUCGGCUGUCACACCUCCCAAUGUCACUGCUGCCAACCUCAACGGGGAGGCUGGAGUGGGGACCGUCAGUGGCCUAUCUACAUCCAGCCCCACCAACGUGAGAUGCAAACCAGACGAGAAGAAAACUGAAAAGAAAGAGAAGAAGAGUGGGCUGCUGAAACUUCUAGCCGGGGCAUCCACCAAGAAGAAGUCUCGCUCCCCACCGUCCAUCUCUCCCACCCACAACUCCCAGGUGGCAGUGGACGCCUCGCUCCAGGGUGCAGUGGGGCUCGAAGUGUCCUCACUGUCCCUCCAUGGCCGCGCAGGGUCCUGCCCCAUAGACAGCAAGAUUCAGGGGGCGAUGGGGAUGGAGCCACUGCACAGAAAGACGGGCUCCUUGGACCUGAACUUCUCAUCCCCUUCCAGGCAAGCCCCUUUCUCCAUGGCUGCCGCCCGCCCUGAGCCCAAGCCAUUGCCCAGAGAAAGGUACCGUGUCGUGGUCUCGUACCCGCCCCAGAGCGAGGCAGAAAUAGAGCUGAAGGAGGGAGACAUUGUCUUUGUGCACAAGAAGCGUGAGGACGGCUGGUACAAGGGGACCCUGCAGAGGAACGGUCGCACAGGCCUCUUCCCAGGCAGCUUCGUCGAGAGCUUCUGAGGACAAAGUCUCCACACUCCACUCACCAGGGAGGAAGGCCUUCCAGGAAGCCCAAGGUGCAAGGAGAGGGCCACCACUCCCCAAGGUCUCAGGUCCCUUCCAAGGCCCCCGCAGGGGUGUGGAGGUCGUGUCUUCAUCCCCAACUCCCAACCAAGAGCACAUCUUGGGGUUGUUCUUGGAUGAGAAGCCUGCCACUCCGUGUGAACUUUAGAGAAGUGAGUUAGGAGGAGGAAGCUGCUCCUUGAGUCCCCUAGGUGCUCCCCAAGGGGCUCACUGUGUAAGGCUGCCUGCGGGCACAGAAUGUCUUCACAGGCUGUCUGGGCUGUGGGUGGGGUCCAAAUUGCUCUCUUUAUUACCUCAGUCGCCUCCACCUGCCCAGCCCUGGGAAGCCUGGCUGUGCUGCCUGUGGGGCUCCCAUAGCUCCCAUGGCUGCUCCCCAUCAGCAUUGGGAACAACACUUCUGAUGGCCACUGCCCUUUGCUUUGCUUCUUUCUCACAUCUUUUUAAUAUAAAGCUAUUAGACUUUAUAUAUUUAUAAUCGGUCAUACAUUGCCUAUUUUCAUACAUCUGGUGCUGCCUUUUUGUAAUGACUUGGUUGAGUUUGAAAGAAAAAAAAUGUCCGAGGAAACAUCAAAUGGGCAUAAUUUUUAUAUUUACUAUAUAAACUUUAGAGAAUUUUGGAAAUCCCACAUUCUCAACACCACAAUGCCCUGAACCACAGGAUAAGAGGGAAUCCAUUUAGGAGAUUCAAGGGAGUUUGGAAAAAGCCAAUUUCUUUGAAUCUUUACCAAAGCCCAAAGCUCUGUCUAGGCAGCGUAAUUGUUACUCAAGAACAUGCAACUUCAGGAAAAGUGGCUAUAAUCGCCUUUUGUGUGGCAAUGAAAGUGGACCCUAACCUGGAAAAGCGGAAUUUCCCUCUUAUUUUUUUAACUAGAGUGACAACAAUUCAUUUUAUCAAACUAUGAUUUUUAACUAUUGAAAUGUGCAGUUUUUAUCCCAGUUCAGAUGUAAACCUCCACAAUUUAUAAGACCUGGUAAAGGUUUUCCUUUUUAUAAUGCACUAGAGGCCCCGUGUACAAAAUUCGUGCAUGGGCAGGGGUUCCUCAGCCCGACCUGCACCCUAUCCAAUUUGGGACCCCUUGGGGAUGGCCA
Messenger RNA from Pipistrellus kuhlii (Kuhl's pipistrelle), 4365 nucleotides. RefSeq names its product SH3 domain containing ring finger 3 (gene SH3RF3). Gene Ontology annotation, molecular function: protein binding. The transcript has 10 exons. The record is from RefSeq and is a predicted model, not a curated record. NCBI's taxonomy places the organism in Eukaryota, Metazoa, Chordata, Mammalia, Chiroptera, Vespertilionidae. The coding region runs from base 613 to 3213 and encodes 866 amino acids.